Molecule: messenger RNA, 900 nt
Organism: Penicillium olsonii
Lineage: Eukaryota; Fungi; Ascomycota; Eurotiomycetes; Eurotiales; Aspergillaceae
Source: the annotation of a GenBank genome assembly
AUGAGCCCACCCACGGCCAAGCAAGCCGACCUCUUUUCGGGCGUGAGAGUGUUCUACCGCGAACAGGGCAAUGCCAUCAACGCACCAACCAUACUUCUACUCCACGGAUUUCUCUCUUCAUCGCACCAGUUUCGAAACCUCAUACCGCUCCUCGCAACCGAAUACCGCGUCAUCGCCCCAGACCUACCGGGCGCCGGGUUUACCGAAGCACCCUCCAACUUCGUCUAUUCAUUCGAAAGCCUCACUGCCGCACUCGCGGACUUCCUGGAUGUGCUUCACAUCAAGAAGUUCACAAUGUAUAUUUUCGACUACGGUGCACCAGUAGGUCUACGACUUGCUCUCCAACGACCGGAAGCCAUCCAAGCUAUCAUCACACAAAAUGGAAAUGCAUAUCUGGAAGGGUUCGGGGAUAUCUGGGAGCCAUUGAGGGAAUACUGGACCAGCGACGACUCUCUCGAAGACAGGAAGAAGAUUGAAGAUACGUUGCUCACAUUAGAAGCCAUCAAGUCCCAGUACGAGCAUGGCACCCCGGAUGUGAGCCGAGUUCCACUGGAGUCAUACUACACCGACCAUGCCCUGCUACAGCGUCCCAGGAUGAGAGAAAUCCAGAUCGAUCUUCUGAUGGACUAUCAAAAUAAUCUUGAUCUGUGCGCCGAGUUCCAGGAGUAUUUCCGAAAGUCCCAGGUUCCAUUGUUCGCGAUAUGGGGGAAGAACGAUGCCAUCUUUGGUCCUGCCGGGGCGAAGGCGUUCAAGAGAGAUCUCCCCAAUGCGGAAAUCAGGCUCAUCGAUGCGGGCCAUUUUGCGGUUGAGAGCCAUACGGAACUCAUUGCCGAGGAUAUUCUUACGUUCUUACGCGAGAAGAAUCUGUGGGAGCUUGAUGUGGGCAUGGGCGUAAUGUGA